Sycon ciliatum is the source of this 3654-nucleotide messenger RNA. RefSeq lists its product as uncharacterized. NCBI's taxonomy places the organism in Eukaryota, Metazoa, Porifera, Calcarea, Leucosolenida, Sycettidae. Gene Ontology annotation, molecular function: zinc ion binding; nucleic acid binding. The coding region runs from base 1 to 3654 and encodes 1217 amino acids. The transcript has a single exon. The record is from RefSeq and is a predicted model, not a curated record.
AUGACGACAGCCAUGGUGCAGCUGGCCGAGGUUCUGGCCGAACGCCUACCUGUGGCAAAUGCGCAGACGCAACCAGCGGAAUCCCACCCGAGUGAUCUCCAGAGAAUGGUGGCGAGACAAUCAGUUGGGAGAGACCUACCAAAUUUCUCUGGAAACCCUGCUACAUGGCCAAUGUUCCACCAUAUGUACCGUGUCUCAACACAGGAGUGCGGUUUCAGCAACCAUGAGAACAUGGCACGCCUCCAGAAGGCGUUGAGUGGUAAAGCCAAAGAGGCAGUCAUGGCCAUGCUCGUUAUUCCAGACAAUGUGGAUAGAGUCAUUCGGACUCUUGAAACCCGCUUCGGACAGCCAGAACAGGUCAUACAAACCAUCAUUGACAACGCUCAGAAGCAGAGAGCGGUGAAAGAAGAGGACUUUGAAGCACUGAUCGACCUUGCCAAUGCGGUAGGGAACCUCGUGGCAACGAUGCAGCUGAUGGAGAGCACGGGACACAUAACAAACCCAGCGCUGCGACAAGAGAUCGUCUCCAAACUCCCCAGCAGCCUACGACGUUUAUGGGGGGAGCACAUACGCACUCGGGACCAGGAAGUGACCCUCGAAACGUUAGCAGAGUGGCUGGAGGAGAGAGCGGAUGCUGUGUCCCGCGUGAAGCGACCAGCUAUGUUCCCGGCGGAUAGUGCGAAGCGCCCCACAUUCCAUCGAGGCAGCACGUUCGCCGCCACCGAGAAGCAAUGCGCCUUCUGCAAACGGUCCGGCCACGCCACUCGGGACUGUCGAACGUUUGCCAAGAAGAGCGUCAACGAUCGCUGGAAAUGGAUAAGGGCCGAGAGUCGUUGCUUCACCUGCCUAGCUCAUGGGCAUCGAUCUGGUAACUGCCCGAGCAAGAAGCCAUGUGGGUUGCAAGGGUGCGACCGCUUGCACCACCAUCUGCUACACCCAGCUAAACGACCGGACGACACACGCACUAGUGGCAAGAAUCCAGAUCAGCCCAACACAAGCUCUCAAGCUGUGGAAGGACAUACGUAUCUUGUCGGCAAAUGCAACCGGCGCGACCGAGUCAUCCUACGCACAGUCCCAGUGACGAUCCGAGGCCCAUCUGGUGAAGUCCGUACGUCAGCUCUCCUUGACGAGGCCUCCACGGUGACCCUUAUGGAUGCUGCCAUUGCCAAGGAGAUUGGAGCCGAAGGACCCCGUCGCCCGCUGUUUCUCACCUGGACUGAUGACAGCAAUCAGACAGACAAACGGUCGCAGAGUGUCCGUGUCGAAGUUGAAGGAGACGGUGGAACGUUUUCACUGGACAACGUGAGGACAGUAAGCAAGAUGGACUUACCUGAGCAACAGAUCGACGUACCAAAACUGAGUAGCCGCUGGCCUCACCUAGCCGACAGCCCCAAGAUCGUUGGAGCCAACACGAAGCCAAGACUCUUGAUAGGCCAAGACAACUGCCACCUUAUUCUUCCCCGCGAGGUAAUCGAAGGACCGCCGAGCGCGCCAAUGAUGACGAAAUGCAAGCUAGGCUGGUCAGUACAUGGCAAUGACAGGGCAGGAGUCCCACAGAUCGAACAUUGCCACCUUGCAAGAACCGCUGACGAUGACCUCCAUCAGCUCGUCAAGGAGUCAUUCAGCACGGAGUCGUUUGGUGUGAAGGUCACCUCCAACAAGACCAGCUCGAGGGAAGAAGUCCGUGCCGAGAGGCUGCUGGAGUCCACCACCAAGCGAGUUGGCACCCGUUGGGAGACAGGUCUGCUAUGGCGCUCGAGUGACAUCGCCCUCCCCGAGAGCUACGAAAUGGCCAAAUCGAGGCUGAUGUCUCUGGAAAGGAAGAUGGACCGAAACCCAGCCUAUGCAGAUCAGUACUGCUCUAAGAUUGCAGAGUAUGUCGCUACAGGCUAUGCGAGAAAGCUGACAGAGGAAGAGCUGGACCAAGACAACGUUGGCCGCAGGUGGUACUUGCCACACUUUGGAGUAGUUAACCCCAACAAGCCAGGGAAAAUUCGCCUGGUAUUCGAUGCAGCAGCGAAAAGCAACGGCAUGAGCCUUAAUGAUGCUCUAGUCAGUGGACCAGAUCUCCUCAAUCCUCUUCCGAGUGUCCUCUUCAAGUUCCGGCAACACCGAAUUGGUUUCGGCGGAGACAUCCAACAGAUGUUUCAUCAGGUACUCAUCAGGAAAGAGGAUCUGCCAGCACAGAGAUUCCUGUGGCGAGGGCGUGACCGUGGCCGAGAGCCAGAUGUCAUGCAAAUGACAGCAAUGACAUUUGGUGCCACAUGCUCGCCAGCAGCCGCUCAGUAUGUGAUGCGAAAGAACGCCUCGGAGUUCACCGAUCGGUGGCCUGACGCCGUACGGGCCAUCUGUGAGAAUCACUAUGUCGAUGACUACUAUGACUCCACCGAUGAUGAAGAACAAGCCAGAAACCGAGUGGACCAGGUGUCGGCCAUCCACGAUGCUGGUGGGUUCCUCAUUCGCCACUGGGUCAGCAACUCCAGAGAGCUGCUGCAGCACAUUCCAGCAGAGCGCCGAGCAGUUGACGCACCGACAUUCAACAGCGGCACGGAGCUGCCCAUGGAGCGAGCGCUUGGUCUGAAGUGGGACCCAGAGACUGAUCAAUUUAACUUCCGCCUCAGUCAACGCCUCGUUGACCAAGAAGCUAAGUCACCCCGGCCAACAAAGCGACAGGCACUCCGCAUGAUCAUGUCAGUGUUCGACCCGAUGGGGUUUCUAUCCUGUCAUACCCUAGCAGCACGAGUCCUUCUGCAAGAUGUUUGGCGCACUGGAGUUGGGUGGGACCAACCCCUACCAGACAGUCUGCUGGAAAAGUGGCGUCAGUGGUGGGGAGGUCUCCGCGAGCUAAGUCACAUCGUUGUACCCCGCUGCUACUGCCUGAGAAUGUCAACGAGGAAGUCAUGUCAGCUUCAUGUCUUUGGCGACGCCAGCGAGGACGGCUUUGCAGCCGUCGCAUACUUUCGAACAACUCUUGAAGACAGGACCUCUCAAGUCUCUUUCGUCCUGGGCAAGAGUCGUGUCGCCCCGUUACGGCCGAUUUCCAUCCCAAGGCUCGAGCUACAGGCGGCACUCAUGGCUGCAAGAAUAGCACGGACGGUUCUGGAAGGGCACGACCUACUCAUCGACAGCACAACGCUAUGGACAGAUUCAAUAACAGUCCUUCGGUGGAUUCAGGCAGAUGCCAGCAAGCCGUUCGUCGCCCACAGAGUCGGUGAGAUCGAUGAACUAUCUGCAGUGUCACAGUGGAGGUGGAUGCCAACAACCCUCAAUCCAGCUGAUGCCGCAACGAGAGUACUGCCAGAUGUCCAAGGCAGACAACUUCAUUGGCUUCAGGGUCCGAAGUUCUUGCAAGCUCCAGAGGCUGAUUGGCCAGAGGAGACCACACAUGCGAAGGCUACUGACGUCGAUGCUGAUGAAGGCAGAGUUUGCCGGAAUGCACACCGUGCCAGAGCCGUUGGUCUUACCAGACGCCAACAGUUAUUCAUCGUGGAUGAAGCUGGUGAGAGUCACGGCAUGGAUGGCUCGAUACGUCAAGAACCUGCGGGCCAAGGCAGCCGGAAAGCCAGCCACUGUUGGGGAGCUCCUUCCGACAGAGUUCCAAAGGGCUCAAGAGCUGUGGUGGCUCAGGACUCAAAGAGACAGCUUUGCAGGUGA